This is a messenger RNA of Diaporthe batatas, 837 nucleotides long. RefSeq lists its product as uncharacterized. Gene Ontology annotation, cellular component: cytoplasm. The transcript is spliced from 2 exons. Gene Ontology annotation, molecular function: RNA binding; poly(A)-specific ribonuclease activity. Gene Ontology annotation, biological process: nuclear-transcribed mRNA poly(A) tail shortening. The record is from RefSeq and is a predicted model, not a curated record. NCBI's taxonomy places the organism in Eukaryota, Fungi, Ascomycota, Sordariomycetes, Diaporthales, Diaporthaceae. Bases 1 to 837 code for a protein of 278 amino acids.
AUGAAGCACGAUCCCAACGAUCCAGAUGUCCUCCGCGGCGUGAGGGAGCGCACAAAGCUUGUCAACGAGCAGGUCGGGGCCCGUUUCUUGUGGGACGCCAUCCGCGGACAGCCUUUGGCUCACAACAUUGACCUAGAGCUCGUCGUCGGCGCCGACGUGGCCGGGCGUGCCCAGCUCAAGGCACAGCUUGAGGGGCUCGAGAGCCGGCUGCGGAAGAGGAGCCCUGUCCUGAUCGGCCACAACAUGCUGCGCCAUCUCUGCUUCCUGCACAGCACCUUUGUCGGUGACUUGCCAGAAUCAGUACAGGAAUUCAGGGCGGUGACAAGAGCGGAGCUCCCCCGAAUUGUCGAUACCAAGUACCUGUUCACGGAGGGAUGGAACGAGAUGUCCACAGACUUCAGCCUGGCCCAGUUCUUCGACGGGAUGUGGAGAGUAAAGCUCCCGACGGUGGUCGCCAGCCCACCACCAUAUUGCUACUACGGCCGCAUGUACCACCACCCUGGCUAUGACAGUACGUUUGGUCCCAACAAGACCAAAGUCUCCGUUGAUGCAUCCGCAGGUACUGACCCCGUCUGGCUCACAGGCUACAUGAUAGCAACCGUCUUCCUGCGCAGGUCGUACCAGCUGGCGCAGAACCCGACGCACGUGCUCGGAUGGUACAUCCAGGAGCCGCCGCCCACGCCUGCGCCGACUCCAGGGUGCGAGAGGGGCCCAUCGGAAACAGCGGCCAUGGUUCCUGUAUGGGGUGGACCAUUCUGGAAUAACUACGGCAACAGGAUCCGGGUGGGACCGUUUCGCCUUGUCCUGAACAUGAUAGAGACGGCGGGCGAGGAGUAG